AUGGCGACGCGUAUGCCUCUCCGGAGCGCUUCGGACGCAACCCGAUUCACAUCUACCACCCCGCACGCCUCUUCGAAGCAACCCCCCGUACCCGCCGCUACAUCGAAAGCUCCAUCCGCCGCGAGCAGGCUAUCAGGCAAUGGACCCAAGAAGGGUGGCGAGACACCUGAGGAGCGCGUUCGAAGGCUAAGAGCUGCACACGAGGCCGCACGAAAGGCCCAGGUGUCUGGAUUUGACAAGGCUGUCGGCGGUGGACGACGUUUCUUUGAUGUUGCGCAUCGCGUCACUAUUGCAGGACUGCUAGGAUUCACUGCCCUUGCCGGCCUCAUCUCCGUCUAUUCCGUCUACGACAUGGUCACCUACAACCGCAAGCGUCGCGAAGACUUUACCGAAGCCCAAAAGCUCAUGGACGCCGACUCCCUCUCUGCCGCCCGUAUCGCUUUCAUCAACGGAACCGCGACCGAGGACCAGAUCCAGCUCGUCGAGGACGCCAACGCUCAGGCCCGCGAGACGGGUGUCAAGCUGCCCCCUCUGCUGGCGCCUGCGCCGCCCACUGGCGCGUCCAUUGCCCUGGGCGCUGCCGCACCCGCUACCUCGAGGACUGAGGAGCCGAGCCCGGUGCUCGACGCGCUGGCGAGGGAGGAGGAGCUCAGGGCUCUCGAGGCUAGGAGUGGAAAGACGGGAGGAAGCUGGUGGCCCUUCUCGUCGAGUGCGGCGAAGGGUGAGUCUACGACGGGAAGCGAUGUUGUCAAGGCCGUGCAGGGAGGCAAGGAGGCGAUUCGCGAGUCUGCGCACGCGGCGUUCGAGAAGGAGAAGGAGGCUCAGCGUCAAGGGGGUCCGCUGGAUAAGGUAGGGUUGGAGGGAGAGAAGAAGAAGGGCUGGUGGUGA
This is a messenger RNA of Verticillium alfalfae VaMs.102, 888 nucleotides long. RefSeq lists its product as hypothetical. NCBI's taxonomy places the organism in Eukaryota, Fungi, Ascomycota, Sordariomycetes, Glomerellales, Plectosphaerellaceae. Bases 1 to 888 code for a protein of 295 amino acids. The record is from RefSeq and is a predicted model, not a curated record. The transcript has 2 exons.